AUGGUCAACUCAUUGUCCGUCUUGUCUGCCGUCUUGUCUCAACCGCUUCAUUCCCCUAGCAUGGAUACAUGUCCCGUCAAAUGCUCGAUUUGCUUAGAUAUUAUGAUUCAGGCUUGCACUCUACAAUGUGGCCAUUCAUUCUGCGAGCUUUGCAUCGAUAACGCGAUCAACCGCGAUGUUCGCUGUCCUAGGUGCCGUCAGAAUACGAACGGAUUUGGCACCAGGAACAUGCGAUUGGAUAAUUUGGCCUACAGUUUCGCGAGCCAAAGCCGCCUGCUACUAGAAAGCUACAUUAAGAGAAAAAGGCAGAACAAAGAUGCAAUGGCAGUUCGAAAUAGAGCUCGUGCGAUUUUAUGUUUCGUGCUUAAUUGCGAAGAAAAGGCGCUGACGAUUGGGGAGAUCGAGGAUGAAUGGAAGCAGUUGCGCCCCGACGACAGAUCUUUUGAUAAUAAGCUUAUAAAAGAAAUGCUGCACACUGUAAGAACUAAUCGCGCACAUUUCAAUAUCAUGGACUGCGGAGAAGGAGUACGGGUGUCAAUGAAAAGCAUGCCGAAUAGAAGAGAGGUGCCAUGAUACAGUUCACUUGAUUAAUUGUUUCUCUUUGGUCUCAAU
This is a messenger RNA of Cylicocyclus nassatus, 612 nucleotides long. Lineage: Eukaryota; Metazoa; Nematoda; Chromadorea; Rhabditida; Strongylidae. The record is from the annotation of a GenBank genome assembly.